This is a messenger RNA of Vigna radiata var. radiata (mung bean), 1260 nucleotides long. Its product is annotated as predicted GPI-anchored protein 58. Bases 354 to 1154 code for a protein of 266 amino acids. The record is from RefSeq and is a predicted model, not a curated record. NCBI's taxonomy places the organism in Eukaryota, Viridiplantae, Streptophyta, Magnoliopsida, Fabales, Fabaceae. The transcript has a single exon.
CCGAAGGUAUUUCCAUUUUCAUGUGACUUACUUCCCUUCAACGUAGCAGUUUCAUGGUUUAAGAAUGAGCAUGAUAAUGCCCAAGUCACGCACGUUAGAGAUGAAGUACCUUAUUUUUAUAAUGAAUCAGCGUAAAAGCGUUAAGCCUGCCAACCCAUAAUGCGAAAAUCACAGAGCUAGCUGACAAAACUUCCCUUCAAAUAAUAAAAGCAAGUUAAGACAACGUUCACCGUCCAUAACUCGAGACCAUGCAAGAAAAACACGCCCCUUUGGCUUCUUACAAAAGCAACUUCACGUAAUGAACCCUUAUAUAAUGGCUCCCAAAUGCUACCCUUUUCAAGUCUGUAGCCAAGAUGGGUCUGCAAGCGCAAUCUUCAGCUCUCUUGAUGUUGGUGUUGGUGCUGUUCUUGAUCAGAAUAGAGGGAAACCCAAUACCAAAAGAAGUGCAUGAAAAUGGCAUUGACUCCACAACAUUGGUGGAGAAUGAUGUUAACCAAAUCACUGGAUGUACUCUAAGACCAUCGAUUUGUAGCAGAGGAGAGCUUUUUCCGAGGUUUUUGUGCUGUAAUGACCGUUGUGUGGAUGUGACUUCAGACAACGAUAACUGUGGGGUAUGUAAUUUUAGGUGCCCCUUCAAUCGUCAAUGCUGCGGCCGUUUAUGCGUAAACACAUUAAUCAACAUUUACAACUGUGGUGGGUGUGGAAAUGUGUGCCCUAUUGGAAGGUUAUGCAUAUUUGGAGUAUGUGCCUUUUCACGAGCACUGCCAUUUCCAGUACCACCAUCUCCAGUUCUAGUACCUCCAACACCGGUACCAGUGCCACCAACACCGGUACCAGUGCCAGUGUCACCGCCACCGACACCGGUGCCGCCGGUGCCAGUGUCACCGUCACCGGUGCCGCCGGUGCCAGUGUCACCGUCACCACCACCAGUAUCAGUGUCACCAUCACCAGUGCCAGUGUCACCGUCACCAUCACCAGUAUCAGUGUCACCAUCACCAGUCCCAGUUUCACCAUCUCCAGGACCAGUGUCACCAUCAACAUCACCAAUACCAGUGUCACCGUCACCAUCACCAGUGGCGGUUACACCAUCACCAUCACCGGUGACAGUCCCAAUUUCCCCAUCUCCAGGGCCAGAGAUACCUACAAUGGAUUAACUGUUGUAAUUGAUUGUUAAAUGGGGGUCUCAUGGUUACCCCUUUCUAUAGUUGGAUGUUUGUAUCCUUGUUAUUUAAAAUAAGCAUUUGAGGUUUUCAUCUGCAA